Molecule: messenger RNA, 1198 nt
Organism: Cucurbita moschata (crookneck pumpkin)
Lineage: Eukaryota; Viridiplantae; Streptophyta; Magnoliopsida; Cucurbitales; Cucurbitaceae
Product: thioredoxin-like protein HCF164, chloroplastic
Exons: 5
Coding region: 90-1055 (321 amino acids)
Biological process (GO): cytochrome b6f complex assembly
Cellular component (GO): chloroplast thylakoid membrane
Source: RefSeq, a predicted model, not a curated record
GUCACCCGCGUGACAGGUAGGAAUAUUCACCACUAUACUGCAACGACUUGAUUUGAUAAUAGAAGAUUUAUACAGAAUGAACUAAAGCAAUGGUGAGAUUUUGUUGUGUAUGUGAGCAGAGGAAAGGAACUUGGCUUGGGUUGUGCUUGCAUAUUGGUCAGUGGGCUUUGGAGGAAAAAUUAAUGACUCGUUUUGUUUAUGGCGAGGCCCAUAGGAUGAGCCGAACAGGAAUUGAUAUGAAUUCCCAAAUGGCGUUCACGCAGAGUUGUAAAUCUCCCAUGGCUCGCUUUGCUUCAGAUUCAUUCACCCUCCACAGAAUCCCGCUCUCCUUUCGGAUCCCUCAGCCUCUCCUUAAACCCAUCGCUGCCGGAUUUCGAACUUCCCGCCGGAAAUUUUCAGGCAUAGUCUGCCAAACGCUUCCUAAUCCCGCCGACACUUCCUCCGAUGCGGAAAAAUCAUCGGACGGUCCUGAAUCAGUCGGUGACAGCACUGGCCAAACCGCUAGCUCUUCCAGUAAUCAGGGUUUCCCAGAAUUUCCCGAUAAAAAUAUCAAUAGACGGGUUGCAAUCAUUUCUACCGUUUCAGCUCUGGCACUUUUCUUGUCAGCUCGAUUGGAUUUUGGAGUUUCUUUGAAGGACUUAGCUGCGGCGGCUUUGCCUUAUGAAGAGGCUCUCUCAAAUGGGAAGCCCACUGUGGUGGAGUUCUACGCAGAUUGGUGUGAAGUUUGCAGGGAAUUGGCUCCAGAUGUAUACAAAGUGGAGCAACAGUUCAAGGACCGUGUGAAUUUUGUUAUGCUGAAUGUUGACAAUACAAAGUGGGAGCAGGAGCUUGAUGAGUUUGGUGUUGAGGGUAUUCCACAUUUUGCUUUUUUGGACAAACAGGGGAAUGAAGAGGGUAAUGUAGUUGGCCGACUUCCAAGACAAUAUCUGCUCGAGAAUGUCGAUGCUCUUGCUCGUGGAGAAGCGUCGAUACCUCAUGCUCGUGUUGUUGGACAGUUUUCAAGUGCUGAAGCAAGGAAAGUGCACCAAAUUUCUGAUCCAAGAAGUCAUGGGUAGAUUCUCCUCCUUUCUCUGCAUUAGGGUUAAGUGUCAAUUCAAAUACUCUCUGGUUCAUCUUGUGUCAUAUAUCCAAUGGUUUGUUGUAUUAUGGACAUAAUUUCUCCUCUUGAUGGUAAAUAAGUCUUUAUUUCUACUCUUCA